Molecule: messenger RNA, 2221 nt
Organism: Carassius auratus (goldfish)
Lineage: Eukaryota; Metazoa; Chordata; Actinopteri; Cypriniformes; Cyprinidae
Product: heat shock 70 kDa protein 14-like
Exons: 14
Coding region: 30-1544 (504 amino acids)
Molecular function (GO): ATP-dependent protein folding chaperone; ATP binding
Source: RefSeq, a predicted model, not a curated record
ACCGGCCUCCGGUAGAAUUCUUCGGAAGCAUGGCUGCCAUCGGGGUGCACUUUGGAUACACAUGUGCCUGUGUUGCCGUAUUUAAGGACGGGCGAGCAGAUGUUGUGGCAAAUGAUGCAGGGGACAGAGUCACUCCAGCUGUGGUCGCCUACAGAGACACUGAACAGAUAGUGGGUAUCGCUGCUAAGCAGGGCAGAAUACGAAAUGCCACCAAUACAGUUGUCAAAGUGAAGCAGAUCCUGGGCAGAUGCUAUGAUGACCCAGAUGCUCAGGCACACAGAGAAGAAAGUAAAUGCAUUGUUGUCAACAAGAGUGACCUGCCUAGGUAUGAAAUCGACACGGGAGAAACAACCAAGUAUGUGUCGCCUGAAGAUGUAGCUAAAUUGAUCUUCCAUAAGAUGAAAGAGACGGCCCAGUCAGCCUUGGGUUCGGAUGUGAAAGAUGCUGUCAUAACAGUGCCGUUUGAGUUCGGGGAGAUGCAGAAGAAUGCGCUCAGGCAAGCUGCAGAAAGUGCCGGGUUCGAUGUGCUGAGACUGAUCCACGAACCCUCUGCUGCCCUUCUAGCUUAUGGAAUCGGGCAGGACUCCCCAUUGGGAAAAAGUCAUGUGCUAGUGUAUAAACUCGGAGGCACGUCGCUCAGCGUCACCGUCCUGGAGGUGAACAGCGGAAUGUACCGCGUCCUCGCCACACAGACGGAUCACAGGACGGGGGGAGAGAGCUUCACGCAUGAGCUCGCACAGCACCUCGCUGCAGAGUUCAAAAAGACUUUUAAGCUGGAUGUGACUGGUAACCCCAGAGCGAUGUUAAAGCUCAUGAAUAGUGCUGAUGUGGCCAAGCACACGCUUUCCACCCUGGGUAGUGCAAACUGCUUUGUGGACUCGCUCUACGACGGCAUGGAUUUUGAGUGCAAUGUCUCAAGAGCCCGUUUUGAGCUCAUAUGCUCCAGCCUCUUUAAUAAGAGCAUUCAGCCAAUUAAAGGUCUUCUUGAGCAAGUAAACCUGUCCAGCUCUGAUAUCAACAAGGUGGUUUUAUGCGGAGGUUCAGCUCGUAUCCCGAAGUUGCAACAGAUGAUCAGGGAUUUGUUCCCAGACGUGGAGCUGCUGAACUCCAUUCCACCGGAUGAGGUGAUUCCGGUCGGCGCUGCCAUGCAGGCGGGCAUCCUGGUCGGAAAAGACAGCCUGGCACUUGGAGAAGAUUCCAUCACCGUGGACUGCUGUGCCAGCGACAUCACGGCUAAGGAAGUGGAUGACUCUGGAGCGGAGGUUUUUACAGUUUUGUUUCCAUCUGGCACACCGCUCCCUGCCCGCCGCCAGCACACGCUACAGGGUCCUGGCAGUCUGUCAUCAGUGAGUCUGGAGCUGUACCAGGCACAGCGACCAAUCGCACAGAUUGUACUUAGAGACUUGGAACCUAAAGAUGAGCUGCAUGACAUUGACACAGUGCUGACAAUGAAGAGGGACGGUUCACUGCACGUUACAUGCACAGAGCAGAGCAGUGGCAGAUCCGAGGCUGUUACCAUACAAACAGCUGCUGCAGCAUCUUAACCUUGAGUCACAAUAUCAGCAGAACUCUCGUGCUGUUUGAGGUUUUCCAGUGCUCUAGAUUCAUCUAGACCUUAACUGAAGGAAACAAGUUUAAGAUCUUAUUCAGUUAAAGGAAUCGCUCACCCAGAAAAGCAAGUUAUUUUAUUGCCUUCAAGUUGUUCCAAACCCGUUAUUUUUAUUUGGUGCAAUUAUUAUUAAAGCUUUUGCCAUCCAACAACCAUUCAUAGUGACAAAAGGGGGAAAAUUAUAUGGGUUUGGAAUAUCACGAAGGGUGAGUUAAAAAAAAAAAAAAAAAGUUUCAUUUUUGUGUGAACUAUUGCUUUAAAUUAAUAUCCAGUUUUAAUUGUGUACUUUUUUUUUUUAAUGCCAGAAGUCAUCUUUUACUAUUUUUCAAGCCUGUUGUCUGUGACCAGCAGGUUUACUGUAGUUGUUCUUUCCAUGUGCCUUCAUGUACCUGCAUUACAUCAAUAGGAUUCAUAUUUGUGACAGGCUAAUUAAUUGAAGGAAUUAACAAAGCCCGUGGAGUUCACUCCUAUCAUUUAAAGCAGAACAACCUUCUCAGACGGAGGAGAGACUUUCAUUUCCUGUAGAGACUGAAGAGAAGCAUGUGCAGGUGACUGAGUUUUUAAAAAUGUUGUCAUCUGUAACCAGUAUGCAAUAAAGAGCACAGAACACAA